AUGGGACAAAAAUCAGAUUUCAAAGCCAAGUUGGUCUUAGAAAUUUGCUCUAUUUCAACACGUUUUGCAACCUGUGUUCAUACCAUUCUUUCAAACCCAACCAAAACAACUUUCAUUGACUGGUAUUGCAUUCUUGGAGUGGAAGAAAAUGCAGGGGUGAAUGCCAUUCGCAAGAGAUACCGUAAAUUGGCUUUGCAGCUUCACCCAGAUAAGAACAAACAUCCAAAAGCUGAAAUUGCCUUCAAGCUUGUUUCUGAGGCAAAUGCAUGUCUAACUAAUGAAGCAAAACGAGAAGCUUUUGAUUUUGCAAGGUACAAACAUUUCUGCAUUGAGUGCAAAAGAAUUCCAUAUACAUCAGCCAAUGUUUCCGUCAAUUCCAAUGGUUCAAGUUUCAAGGCAUGGAAUGUUAUCACAAGGUCAAGAUCUUUAAAGUUUUGGAGAAAUAUUAGGGAGGUUAAAGAGAGACUUAAGGAAGAGGCUAAUGUGAUUGAUUAUUGUUUGAAAGUAAAUUCAAUGUCACGGAAUGAAUCAACACUCUACAAUCAAGAUAAUUGUCUCGAUAGGAGCAAGUCCGUGCAUAAAUUCGAGAAAGAAACUCCUGUUUUCGAUCCAUCGGAUUACUUGUGCCGAGGCUAUCCUCAUACGAGAGGCUUUGUUAACAAGAAUUCUUCCAUGUUUUGGUAUUUGCAGACGAAUAGUAUGGUCCAAAAUGAAGCUAGAGGAGCACGAUAUAGUUCUCCGGUUUUUGAGGUCAAAAGAAGGAGCAUGUUUUCAAACGAGUUUGCUUUUGUACCAUCGAGAUAUUAG
Lathyrus sativus (Indian pea) is the source of this 807-nucleotide messenger RNA. NCBI's taxonomy places the organism in Eukaryota, Viridiplantae, Streptophyta, Magnoliopsida, Fabales, Fabaceae. The record is from the annotation of a GenBank genome assembly.